AUGAGGAAGACCAUGAUGAAGACCCUGAUCCACACAACCCUGAACACAUGCGGGCAGUGGUGGAUGAAUAUAAGAAUAAAACACGAGGAACCAGAAACCUGGAGAAUAAAUCAGGAUCAAGGAGAGUUUAUUGAAGAAAUUGAGGAGAACCAAGAAUUGAGUGAAGAUGAGGAGAAUCAUCAUGUCAGAACUGGAGACAAACCUUUGAGUUGCUCUCAAACCAAACGGAAAGAUUUAAAGAAAAAAGCCAAGAAAUCUUUUACCUGCACUCAGUGUGGAAACAGUUUUUCAAGAAAAACUUGUUUUGUGCUUCACAUGAGAAUUCAUACUGGAGAGAAACCAUACACAUGUGAUCAGUGCGGGAACAGUUUCGCACAAUCAGGAACCCUUAAGAAACACAUGAACACCCACACUGGAGAGAAACCGCACAAGUGUUCACACUGUGACAAGAGAUUCACUCAGUCUGGAUACCUGAAAGCACAUGAGAGGAUCCACACUGGAGAGAAACCGUACACAUGUGAUCAGUGCGGGAAGAGUUUUGCACGGAAAGCAAUCCUUUUGAAACAUUUGAAAUUUCAUUCAGGAGAUAAACUGUACAUAUGUAUUCAAUGUGGGAAGAGUUUCAUAUACAAAAGAAGUCUUUAUGUUCACAUGAGAGUUCACACUGGUGAGAAACUGUACACUUGUGAGCAGUGCGGGAAGUGUUUCACACAAUCAUCACAACUUAAGAGACACAUGAAGAUCCACACUGAAGAGAAACUGUACUCGUGUGAUCAAUGUGGCAAAACAUUUUUGAGGGCUUCAGAUCUGAAGAAACACCUGACGGUUCAUUCAAAGGAGAAGCCACAUUCGUGUCAUCUGUGUGGAAAGAGCUUUUCACGUUUUUCAUCUUUGAAACAACAUAAAAAAACGCACACUGGUGUGAGAGAGUACAUGUGCUUGUGUAAAAAGACUUUUACUACAGCGACCAGUUUAAAACAGCAUGAGAGGAUCCACACUGGAGAGAAACCUUACAAGUGUUCACACUGUGACAAGAGAUUCAGAGUGUCAUCAAGUCUGAAAACACACGAGAGGAUUCACACUGGAGAGAAACCGUAUCACUGCACUGAAUGUGGGAAGUGUUUCAGUCGUUCAUCUUCUCUACACAGACAUACAAAAAACAAUCAUAAUAUAAUGAUGAAGGAAAGAGAGUCAGUUCAUACUGGAGAGAAACCAUACACAUGUGAUCAGUGUGGGAAGAGCUUCACACAAUCAGCACACCUUAAGAGACACAUGAACAUCCACACCGAAGAGAAGCCGUUCACAUGUGAUCAGUGCGGAAAAACAUUUUUGUGUGCUUCAUACCUGAAGAAACACUUGAAAGUUCAUAUGAAGGAGAAGCCACAUUCAUGUUCUGAAUGUGGAAAGAGUUAUUCACUUCCGCAAACAACCAGUUUAAAACAGCAUGAGAGGAUUCACACUGGAGAGACACCAUACAAGUGUUCACACUGUGACAAGAGAUUCAGAGCGUUAGUAAGUAUGAAAUCACAUGAGUGGAUCCACACUGGAGAGAAGCAACACACAUGUGAUCAUUGUGGGAAGAGUUUUGUUUAUAAAAGUCACCUAAAGAGACACAUGAAGAUCCAUGCAGUGGAAAAAACACUUAGUGAAGAAACCAGUUAG
Molecule: messenger RNA, 1662 nt
Organism: Carassius auratus (goldfish)
Lineage: Eukaryota; Metazoa; Chordata; Actinopteri; Cypriniformes; Cyprinidae
Product: gastrula zinc finger protein XlCGF26.1-like
Exons: 7
Coding region: 1-1662 (553 amino acids)
Biological process (GO): regulation of gene expression
Cellular component (GO): nucleus
Source: RefSeq, a predicted model, not a curated record